AUGGAAAACGAAGAGAGCGCAGUCGUCGGGCUCUCUGCGGAGAGAGCGACGGGGGUGUGUGGCUAUGUGGAGACAAAAAGCGGAACUGUCGAAGUCCCUUCUUUCUUUCCUCCAGAUGCCUGCGGCAACAGGUUCGUUGACGGGGCUGACGUGUGCUCUGAAGUUUGUCUCUCCCCUGUGAAGGCGCGUCCAGUCGUGUCUGUGGGGAACCGCGAAGAAGAGGGAGGCUGUCCCGUGAAAGGCCACAGAGACAGCACGGCGUCGGCGAGUACCCAGGCUUCCCAGGGCGACGGCAGACGGAGCUCUGGGCGCCUGGACGAUGCCGUGCUGUUCCGUGCUCUUUCCUCGCUCUCCACCUUCACCUCCUUCGACAGCCAGCGGCGACGCUUUUCUGCGGAGGGGCGACAGUCUUCACAUCUUCUUGCGCAAAUCGAAGAAGACCAAGAAGAGGACGAAGGCGGUCCUCGUCAAGUCAGUGGCGAGAGCAAGGCGUCGAGCGAAAAACGCGAGACGCCAGAGGAGGAACCUGCCGAGGAGUGCCAAAGCCUUUCUCAGCAAGGGAAGAGUCCAACUCCCGCUAGUCCCCUGUCGCGUGGCCCGUCUUCUUCCAGUCUGCCUGUACCGCAAGGCGACCUUGUUCGAGAUGUCAAUGCACGAGAACCGGGGGCGCCUUUGGAAGCUUCAGCGCUCCCCCUUUGUUCAGAAAAGGAGACGAAGGCGCAGACAGGUCCCGAGCGAGAGUGGGAAGAGCCGUCGCUCCCUGUUGUCUCUUUUCCGCAGAGAGACGCGUCCGAACCCCGACCAACUCCCUUUUCCUUUGGCCUCGGCUCCCGAGAUGUCCACCCUCUCUCUGCGUAUUCUUCCUCCUUCUCCUCGCCCUCCUCGCUGUUCCCUUCCUCGAGGCCAUCCCGGGGCGCUGGCGUCCCGGCCGAGGUCGAGCGGGCCUUCUCCAUAGACUGGCUGCAGGGUGACAAAGGGCCGUGUCUCUCGCAGGCGGGCGAAAACGUGUCCUCGCCGGAAGCAGACGCGUCUCUGGGUCUAGAUAGCAUCGACGGCACCCGCCAGUCGCAGCGGGCCCUUGGGCAUUCGUUUGCGGGCCUUUCGGGCUUGGCGCCGCCACCGGGAAUGACGCGCGAAGGCAGCCACGAGACAGGAGACAUGCAGGCUCAGAGCUCGUCGCGGGGCGAGCAAGACGGCGAGGCGAAGCAGGGGUUUUCCGAGGACCGGAAAGAAGAGGCGCAAAGUGGAGACGUGUUCACACGUCCAGGAGACGCAGACGGGAGGGGAGCCGGACAGGCAGAAAAGGAGCUAGACGUCCGUAGGCCUGUUGAUAACGGAGAAGUGCUCGGGGACAUGUCUCCUCGUGCGCGUGCGAGGCAGGCCCUAGAUUCCAUCGUGCGUCCACAGGCUUCCUCGCCUGCUCAACCGCAUUCUCCUGGGUCGGUUUUGUUCGAUGGCCUACCAAGUCAUCGAGACGGCGAAGUCCGGCUCCACAAGGCCCUGUCGUUCUUGCGUCAAAGCCUCGGGUUAGGCAAGAAGGAGAGUGCCGUGCUCCUGGACGUCCUCGUCGCCCUUGGCAUGGAGAGAGAAGAAAGAGACCCCCAGGAGAGCGAGAUGUGCGCCGAGGCUGGCCGAGUCGACGGCGUGCACAAAGAGAAGGGGGAGGACGGGCGCGGAAACGCGGGCAAAGACAGCGGACAAGACAAGAGAGCCGGACCGCAUCGAAAGCGCGGGGACGAGACUCUGGAAGCUCUCUCCGAAGGGCGGCCUGAAAAGGACGGUUUCGGGCAGGCGUCGCGCCAAGGAACCAUGUCUUUGUCGACGCACUCGCCGUCGCCGCCGUCGUCCUCUCCCAUGGUCUCGUCUCCUCCUUGUCACCCUCCGGUUGCCUUUCCGUCUCCGCCUCCGCUGUUCUCGUCGCCCUCGUCUCCAGGCCUUACGUUUCUAGUGCCUCAGCAGCCGCCCGGUCUGGGCGCAGAGAGGGAGCGGCGCGACACAGCUUCGGGGCGUGGUGCGUCGCCAGCAUGCUCGCUCGUCUCACUCUUCCCGUGUUCGUCGCCGUCCUCGCCCUCUUCGUCUGCAGCGCCUUCCUUUCCGCAGCCAACCUUGCAUCCGUCACCCUUCCCCGGCUCGCCGCCGUCUUCUUGCUGGCAUCCCGUCGCGCUUCCCACCUCACGCCUAGACGUCCAACGGGACACUGUGUCUCCGUCCUCGUUCUUCAUCAGCGAGGAGGAGCUGUCUCUGCUGGAGCACAUCGUGGCCACAGAGCGACAGAAACGCGAGACGAAUGCGCACUCCCAGGCGGGGCCGCAGUUGGACCCUUCCCUCCUCGAGCGCCUGCUUCUGUUGCGAGACAAGCCGUACAUGCGGCACACCGUCCCUCUGCACGCCGGCGUCGAGUGUGGGGUGCCUCCUGUCCCCGAAGUGCAGGCGUGUGGCGCCGACACGAAAGCCAGGGCUCCAGGCCCCGAAGGCUGCGCUGGGACCUAUCCCGAUGCUGCGCUCGUAGCACCCGGCGAGUUCGAGAGAAAGCGGCUGCUCUACCCUGUGACGCCGCACGACUUCACCCUCGCUUCCCCCCAUGUCCUCCCGCCCCCCUUCUCGUCGCCAUCGUCGUCCUCGUGCUGCCCCAUCUCCCAGAGAAGUCCGGGGGAUCUGGCCGGCGCUGUGUCCUCGGCCCUGUAUCCGCGCCACAGCUCGUCCCACGCCGCUCAAGGCAACGACGCUGGGCUGGGCAACGAGGCAGAGUCGAAGAGCGGGCGAGGCGGGGGAAAAGCAAAGGCCGAAACACACCGAGGCCUUGCUGUGCGCUCAGGCGCUGCGUGUGGGGGCGUUCCUGGGGGCGCCUUCUUCCCUGGUCCUGCGCUGCCGUCUCUCUCGUCUCCGCUCGACUUCUUGUCUCCUGAGGCCGCGCCUCAGCCUCGCCCCGGCGGACGCGCCACGCGGUCUCCUGUCUCCUCACUUGCCUCCGCGUCCCCGUCCGCUAUUGGCACAGGCAGCGCUACCGAUUCUGUUGCGGAGUCAAGAAGAGGACGGAAAAAGAGAGAGAACCGCCGAGGAAGAGGCUCAGGGCCUGCGUCGGCAGUGGAGGGAAUGGGCGCUGCAAAUGCUCCCCUUCCGCCCUCAUGUAGCACUGCUCUGAGGAACUUCCGCUUGGGCACAGUUUCCCCCUUCACCAUGCGAGAUAUCGGCGAUAAUGCUCUGGAAUUCGCCAAAGACCCGUUUGCGUCGGCCUUCCUACAAGAACAGUUGGAAGUUUGCUCUCUCGCAGACCGGGUUCCGGUUCUCCUGCAGUUGCUGCCGCACGUCCUGGACCUCUCCGCGGAUCAACACGGAAAUUAUGUGCUCCAAAAAUUCUUUGAAAAGGGCACUGACAAAGAAAAGGAAUGGCUAGCUGCACAGCUAACUGGACAUGUCUUUCGGCUGUCUCUGGAGGUCUACGGCUGUCGACUGAUUCAGCGAGCCGUGGAAUCGCUUCCCGUUCCCGCCCAGCUGCGUCUCGUUGCUGAGCUCAAGGACCAUGUGGUCACUUGUGUCGAAGAUCAGCACGGAAACCACGUCAUCCAGAAAUGUGCAGAGAGGCUGCCCUCGCCGUCGGCCCAGUUCAUCAUCGACGCGUUCAAAGGACAAGAAGCGCGCAUGAGUGUCCACUCGUACGGCUGUCGCGUGAUCCAGCGACUUCUGGAGGCCUGUCCGAUUUCCCAGGUGGCGACCCUUAUUGACGCUGUCAUGGCGGAACUGCGCAUGCUUAUCCGGGACCAGUUUGGGAACUACGUGGUCCAGCACAUUCUCGAGUUUGGUCGAGACUCAGACAAAAUGAAAAUCAUCGACUUCAUGUGCGAGGACAUCAUCCCUCUCUCCACAGAAAAAUAUGCGUGCAACGUGGUCGAGCGAGCUCUGACGCUGAACGCCAUGGGGUGCGCGCGCCGCGGCAUCAUCAGUGCGGCUCUGGGCCCUGAGAUGAUGGGACAGCCGUUGAAGAUGGUCAUGUUGGACCGGUACGGCAACUACGUCGUUCAGCGAAUGAUGGAAGUCGCCCCGGAUGACUUGCGGCCUCCGCUUCUGCGGCUUCUUCGCGAGCAUGUGGAUAUUUUGAAGAAAUUCACUUACGGCAAGCAUAUCGUCACGGCUCUGGAGCGCCUGGAGAGCAGCGGGGGAUCGGGGAGCUCCUCGGGUCCCGCCUCCCCUCCCUCCCUCGGGUACUCGACAGGGGGCAGCCCCAAGGGCGGAAAGGGAGGACGAGAAGUGCUGUCUCGGACGGUCUCGGCGCCUCUGUCCCUGUCGGCUGAUCCCCCCGCGCAGCUUCACCCCUCCUCUUCUUUCUCUGCCUCGACCAUUCCUCGUCCGAGAUCUGUCCAUCCCCCGCCUCCUCGAACGGAAGCGCCUGGGCGCCAGAGUGGCUGCGGCCCCGCUCCGGGGUCUUCGGUCUUGUCUGUGGCGGGUGAACCUCGCUUAUCUUCCUCGCUGAGUGCCUCGCCGGUGUCGGUCCCGCAGCCGCCGGCGGUGUCGCCUCCCCCUGUUUCCCUCGCGCCUCGGGUCCUCGGCGGGGGCUCCUGCACCCCGCGGGGCGAAGGCCUGCCUGGGAAGGGACGCGACAGGGGCCAGGGCCGGGAGGGCCAGCACGUCUCCUUCUCGGCGAGUGGCGUCUCCCGCGAUCAACCGGACAAACGGUUCGGGUCUCGCCAGGCGAAGCCUCUGAAGGGCGAGAAGGGGCGCGCGCAGCGAGGCGAGAAGAGCCGAGACCGGACUCGGCAGGAGAAGAGCGACGAGGCUGGGAAAUCGGUGCCCAGUCGAAGCGACGAAGGACGCGGCAAGUCGGGGCCGGGGCGGAUGGGCGAGGGCGGAGACGCAGUCUCGAAAGGGAAGCGGAAAGGCGACAGAGCCGACGACGGCCUCGGGUACUCCAGGGGCCAGCCGGAGAGACGGGCGGCCGGAAGUGCAGCUGCUGACAAGGGCGGGCGCCGAAGGGAGUGUGGGGCGGAGAAGACGCAAAGGAGUCAUGCCUUUGUCUCCGGAGCUGACGAGGCGCUGGGAACCAGCGGAGAAGAAGUCCCCAAUGCGAAAGGGAGAGGCGGCCGCGGGGGUGGAUCGGCCGCGCGAGAGGAGGAGUCGCCAGAUCUGCAGCAGUGGGUGUCGGGUGGACAAGCGUUUUCACGCCAGGCUUCUGCUCUCGCGGCUCUCCAGAGGUAUUUCUUGGCUUCCCUCUCUUCCCCGGUCCGCAGUCAGCCGCGAGCCCCCUCCGCCCAGUCAGGCGUUUCACAGGCCGCGGCUGCCUCGUCGGUCCCUUCUUUUCCCGCUGUGAGGGCCGAGGUCCAGCGGGCCUCCACCUUUGGGUCCCUCAGCGGCAACGCAGUGUGGGACAGUUCGUCCUCGGAGCCGCCUUCGACGCUGCCUUCCUUCUCCGUCUUCACCCCCAGCGCGUCGGGUUCGCACUUUGCUCGACACUGUCCCACUCCGCCGGGGAGGCCGUCGGUGCCUGCGGCGCGCGGGCCGUGCCCCGGCGUCCCGUCCAGUCCCGAGGCGCCGAGCGUGUUGUCGGAGGUCAUGGAUAUCGGCGCGGGCUCGGUGGGCGCCGGCGCUUUCGCGUGGCCUCGCAGAGAGCGGGCGAUGAGCGACUGCGUCCCCAGCAGCUUCUCGUCUUGCGGGCGCGUGGGGCCUCUCCCGCCCCUCCCCUCGGUCGCCAGAGACACCUGCUUCCCGCUGUCUGUGCGGCGCACAGGCGAACGGCGCGACGAGCGCCUAGCGGCCGUCGACGAGCGACGGAGACAGCCCGGCCCACCCCUGUCGCGCGCUCCCGACGCAGGUGCCCACGCGUCCACCAGUCAGUCAGAGCUUGUCGCCUGCCUCCACCCUCGCGAGGCUUCAGGGAAACAGGCUUCCGGUCUCGGGGAGUCAGCCGGCCGGAGACCAGACCCAGCGGGGAGGCCGCCCAUGCUCGAUGAAGAGGGGAGAAACACUGGCAACGUCCUGCCGCUCACACCCGAGAUGAUGAAUGAAGUGUUAAAAGCCUUUCAGCAGUACCGCCACCAAACGUAG
This is a messenger RNA of Neospora caninum, 6036 nucleotides long. RefSeq lists its product as hypothetical. NCBI's taxonomy places the organism in Eukaryota, Apicomplexa, Conoidasida, Eucoccidiorida, Sarcocystidae. The coding region runs from base 1 to 6036 and encodes 2011 amino acids. The record is from RefSeq and is a predicted model, not a curated record. Gene Ontology annotation, cellular component: cytoplasm. Gene Ontology annotation, molecular function: mRNA binding. Gene Ontology annotation, biological process: post-transcriptional regulation of gene expression. The transcript is spliced from 11 exons.